Messenger RNA from Anoplophora glabripennis (Asian longhorned beetle), 1748 nucleotides. RefSeq names its product ATP-citrate synthase-like. Gene Ontology annotation, molecular function: ATP citrate synthase activity. Lineage: Eukaryota; Metazoa; Arthropoda; Insecta; Coleoptera; Cerambycidae. The record is from RefSeq and is a predicted model, not a curated record. Gene Ontology annotation, cellular component: cytosol. Gene Ontology annotation, biological process: acetyl-CoA biosynthetic process; tricarboxylic acid cycle; fatty acid biosynthetic process. Bases 16 to 1527 code for a protein of 503 amino acids. The transcript is spliced from 6 exons.
UAAUUACUUCAGUUUAUGUUCAGAAUUUAUGUAAGAUUUAUAAUUUUUCUUUUUUUUUUUUCUUUGAAGGAAAAUAUACCAAACCCAAUAGAAAUAAGACCUCACACUAGUAAUAAGGGCGAUUCGAAGUCGUCUCCGUUGUUCACCAACACCACCAAGUCGAUAAUCUGGGGCAUGCAGAACCGCGCCAUCCAGAGCAUGCUGGAUUUCGACUUUGUCUGCCGCAGGAACGAACCUAGCGUAGUGGCGAUAAUCUACCCGUUCACGGGCGACCACAAACAGAAGUUCUACUGGGGUCACAAAGAGAUCUUGAUCCCGGUGUAUAAGCAAAUGAAAGACGCCAUGACGAAACAUGCCGACGCCGACGUGCUGGUCAACUUCGCCUCGUUGCGUUCCGCCUAUCAGAGCACCCUGGAUACCUUGGAGUUUCCACAGAUCAGGACUAUCGCUAUUAUAGCGGAGGGGAUCCCCGAGAAUCUAACUAGGAAGCUCAUCAAGCAAGCCGACCAGAAGAAGGUUACCAUUAUAGGCCCUGCGACGGUCGGCGGAGUGAAACCGGGCUGUUUUAAGAUCGGUAACACGGGCGGCAUGAUGGACAACAUCCUGCAUUCGAAACUGUACAGACCGGGAAGCGUAGCUUACGUGUCGAGGUCGGGGGGGAUGUCUAACGAACUCAACAAUAUCGUGUCCAAAGCGACGGACGGAGUUUAUGAAGGCGUUGCGAUCGGCGGGGACAGAUAUCCCGGGAGCACUUUCAUCGACCACAUCAUGAGGUAUCAGGAAGACGAGAGCAUUAAGAUGAUCGUGUUGUUGGGCGAAGUGGGCGGUACGGAGGAGUACGAAGUUUGCACGGCGAUCGAGACGAAGCAGAUCACGAAACCGCUCGUCGCUUGGUGUAUAGGUACCUGCGCUGGAAUGUUCACAUCCGAGGUCCAGUUCGGACACGCGGGUUCCUGCGCCAACUCGAACAAGGAGACGGCGAAUGCGAAGAACGAGGCGCUCGCCACGGCUGGUGCCCAUGUACCUGAAUCUUUCGAUUUCUUAGGUGACGUAAUACAAAACGUAUACGAACACUUAGUCAAGCAGGGGCACAUCGUGCCCGCCCCGGAGGUCCCGCCCCCAACCGUGCCCAUGGACUACAACUGGGCCAGGGAGUUGGGCCUCAUCCGUAAACCGGCCAGUUUCAUGACUUCGAUUUGCGACGAACGCGGCCAGGAAUUGAUUUACGCUGGUAUGCCCAUAUCCGACGUCCUACAGAAGAACGUCGGGAUCGGCGGCGUAAUUUCCCUGCUCUGGUUCCAGAGGUGCCUGCCCCCCUACUGCUGCAAAUUCUUCGAGAUGUGUCUGAUGGUGACGGCCGAUCACGGACCGGCCGUUUCUGGGGCCCAUAACACGAUCGUUUGUGCUCGUGCUGGCAAGGAUCUGGUUUCCAGCUUAGUGUCGGGCCUGUUGACCAUCGGAGAUAGGUUCGGUGGGGCUCUGGACGGUGCCGCCAAGACGUUCAGCGAAGCCUACGAUAAAGGUUAGUAAUCCUACACUUUCUAAACCUCAAUUCCUCUUCCUUCUCCUCCUCCUCCUCCGCAAAUGAUACAAAUUUACACAUUCACAGAUUAGCAGGUCACUCUCUGCCAGUAGGUACAAAGUAAAGUUUUGUGUCAGUAGGCGUUGUGUACAAUGACAUUUAGGUACGCUUUUUUAGGUUAUAUCUCACUCACACUUAAAUUCAAGGUUGAUAAUAGAAAUUUUGU